AUGCAUACCAUGAAGUCCGACAUGAACAAGUUGAUCCAGGAAUCAUCGCACCAUGCCGAAUUCAAGGCAAUAAUGGAAGAUUAUGCAGUCUGGGGUAAGUUCACAGAUGGUGAAACGAUUCCAUCUGCAUUGAAGACUAAGUUUCACCGCUUUGAUUUCCCAGGCAAGAGCAAUGAAGAUCUCCAGAAGGUGGUGGGGCUGCAGGGUGUCCCUGUUGGAGACUUCCCAACUAUGGGCACGAUGGUGGCAGUCUCAGGCCCACAAUCUGUCCAGGCUUUGCUUGGAUUAAUUGGAAAAAUCGUGAAAGACAAGGGGUUUGUCGAUCCUGACAUGGAUCCCUUUGGCCACUAUUUGUUCUGGAUCCUGAGGAUGGUUUUCGCUUUCUUCCACCAUCAGCCAAAUGCCCUUAGAAGACGACGCGAAGACGAUGAACAUAAUAUUGACGAUGAUCGGGUCCCGAUCAUCGAAUUCAAUUUCGAAGAAAUUGGAAAUAACAAUUUCAAACGAUUUAACGCACUCCAGAGAGUGUUUCGAGCUCGCUUCGACGAAAGCGAAUUCUCAGGAUCACCCUGGCAUCUCAUCUAUCAUGGCAUCCUUCUACCUCUCAAUCGGAAAAAUUCUGAGAGAGGUUACUGA
Molecule: messenger RNA, 636 nt
Organism: Darwinula stevensoni
Lineage: Eukaryota; Metazoa; Arthropoda; Ostracoda; Podocopida; Darwinulidae
Source: the annotation of a GenBank genome assembly